Messenger RNA from Penicillium chermesinum, 870 nucleotides. RefSeq lists its product as uncharacterized. The coding region runs from base 1 to 870 and encodes 289 amino acids. The transcript has 2 exons. The record is from RefSeq and is a predicted model, not a curated record. NCBI's taxonomy places the organism in Eukaryota, Fungi, Ascomycota, Eurotiomycetes, Eurotiales, Aspergillaceae.
AUGCAGGAGCCCAGCAUGAGUACAGACUCGGUGGACUAUCAGAGUGACACGGGAAGUGAUGAACGCCUUGCGUCGCAACCUGCUCGCACCAAAAUCGAAGCAAAUUUCAAUGUCGCACGCCCUCCACCGAAAUCAUCACUACGCCUCUCGGCAAAACUACUUCUCCAAAUCCAACAACUAGCUCCCAACACCCGUCCCGUCCCAGUCCUCGAAGUAUGGCAACCACCACUCCGCAAGUCAAAGUUAACCCAAGAUUUCCAUCUGCGCCCGAAAUUAAAGAGCGGCGACCUCUAUGCGACCCGCGAUGAACCAUUUAUCUUCAGCGCGAACUUGCGCAAGCAAUCCACCAAAUCAGACCUGACCGACUCUAGCGACACCCACGCUGUAGAUAAAGAAAUUGUGGCCGCCAUUUGCUAUCCCACUGCCGGCGAAGAGUCGACCUCGGUGCAUUUCCGCGAUUCAGAAUGCUGCUGGCAGACCGGCGCAGCUGCCAAACCCCUGGAAGGGAACCCAUGCUACCGGUUUACUAUGCGCGGCGAGGACAAUCUGGACCCGAGCCAGCCGGGGCGAAUGAUCCUACAGUGGGAGAAACGGGAUACCGCAGGAAAAGAAAAUGCAGAAGAACAGUUUAUCCUGUUCCUGAUUGAUCGGCAGGCCCGACGGAAGAGCCGCAUUGCUACUAUGAGCAGAGUAAAGCUGGAGAUAUAUGUGCGGAAAGGCUCGAUUAUCGAGACUCUGCAACUAUGUCUGGAUUUAACGAAGCCCUCAACGCGCCCCGGGGCCAACGCCCACGAGAGAUUGGAGACGUGGCUUUUUACGUUAGUUCUCACGUUAGGAGUAUGGGUUUCGCAGCAGGAAGGCUGGCUAUAA